Molecule: messenger RNA, 1575 nt
Organism: Kwoniella mangroviensis CBS 8507
Lineage: Eukaryota; Fungi; Basidiomycota; Tremellomycetes; Tremellales; Cryptococcaceae
Exons: 12
Coding region: 1-1575 (524 amino acids)
Biological process (GO): transmembrane transport
Cellular component (GO): membrane
Molecular function (GO): transmembrane transporter activity
Source: RefSeq, a predicted model, not a curated record
AUGUCUACCACGACCGAAGAGAAGCUCGCGGGAGCUCAAGCUAUAUCAGGUGAAGAUGAUAGUAGAUCACCUUCGACCAUACCCGACCACAAGCAAUCCCUCGCUCAGGAGAUCGCAGCGAUGUCGCCUGAGGAAUACGAAUUAGCAGAAAAAAAUUUGGUAUGGAAGAUUGAUAGAAAUCUGGUUCCUUGGAUGACGUUACUCUUCACAAUGUCUUUCUUGGACAGAAUCAAUAUAGGUACAGCAAAACUUGCUGGCUUGAACACGGAUCUAAAAUUGACUUCCUUACAGUAUAACAACGCUUCGAUGAUCUUCUUCGUCAGUUACGUCGCAGCUGAAGUACCUUCAAAUCUCGUUCUCAAGAAAUUCAGACCAUCAAGAUGGAUUCCAUUAAUCAUGAUCGUUUGGUCAAUCUUCCAGACUACUAUGGGUCUCGUCACAAAUUACCAUCAACUGCUUGCUCUUCGAUUUUGUCUCGGUUUAGCUGAGAGUGGUUUAUUCCCCGGUAUCUCGUUCUUCUUGACUGGAUGGUACAAGCGUAAAGAAGCUUCCAAAAGAAUCUCACUUUUCUUCGCUGGUGCUGUGUUAGCAGGAGCGUUCGGUGGUAUUUUCGGAUACGCAUUGAGUCGGAUGGAUGGUGUUGGAGGGAAAGCAGGAUGGUCCUGGAUCUUCAUCAUCGAAGGUCUCCUAUCAUUUGUCAUUGGUAUCGCAUCUAUCUGGAUGGUUCACGACUGGCCAGAUCAAGCUAAAUUCUUGACUCCGCUCGAGAAAGAGAUGGUCAUCUUGAGAUUGAAGGAGGAUACUGGUAUAAUGCAAGAAGGGACAUUCAGCUGGAAGGUCAUCAAGAGAGCUUUGAAAGAUUGGAAGACACCCACUUUCAUGUUGAUGUACAUCGGUUGUGCGGAACCCAUCUACAGGCUGUUCUCUCCUACCAUCAUCGCUGCUCUCGGUCGAUUCACUACCCCUCAAUCCCUUCUGCUCAGUACACCUCCCUACGUCCUUGCAUUCAUCACCACCAUGACUACCGCCUAUCUCUCCGAUCGCACAGGUAAACGAGGAUUCUUCUUGAUGUUCUGGUCAGCAAUGGCUGCUAUUGGAUAUCUGCUCUUCUUGACUGUUCCUAUAAGGUAUCCUGGGGUCUAUUACUUUUCCGUGUUUUUGACUACUUGCUCAAUAGCUCCCUGUAUAGCAACUGUGAUUGUCUGGUCAGGAAAUACAUUCGGUAAUCACUACAAAAAAGCCACUUCGAUGGGUUUGAUAUUCUCCCUAGGUAACUCGGGGGGUAUCAUCUCUUCUCAAGUAUACCGAGGCAAGGACUCGCCCAGGUUCCUCGUAGGUCAAGGAGUGACAUUUGGGUUCUCGUGCAUAUGCUUCAUAUCAGCUUGUAUAAUGUAUUUCGGCCUACGCCGAGAAAAUAGACGAAGAGAGAAACUCUACGGACCUGCUCCUGGACCAGGACAGAGCCACGAAUGGUCUUCUGAAGAAGGGAAGAGGAAAUAUGGUUUGGAGGGUUUGACGAAAGAGCAAAUCGUUGAAUUGGGUGAUGAUCAUCCUGCUCAUAGGUUUAUCUUAUAA